Hippopotamus amphibius kiboko is the source of this 3891-nucleotide messenger RNA. It is a transcript of the gene VPS9D1, whose product is annotated as VPS9 domain containing 1. Gene Ontology annotation, molecular function: guanyl-nucleotide exchange factor activity; small GTPase binding. The transcript has 16 exons. Lineage: Eukaryota; Metazoa; Chordata; Mammalia; Artiodactyla; Hippopotamidae. Gene Ontology annotation, cellular component: endocytic vesicle; cytosol. The record is from RefSeq and is a predicted model, not a curated record. Gene Ontology annotation, biological process: vesicle-mediated transport. Bases 1141 to 2904 code for a protein of 587 amino acids.
GGCGCGGGGUGGGCGCCGCCAGGCCUCUCCCGAGGCUCCGGGGCGCGGGCGCGGGCUUCGGCCGUGACCUUGGACAGCGCCCGCCCUCGGCCGUCCCGUCCGCUCUGCAAGUCGGGAACGCAAGCCGCGGUGUCUCCGCCCGCGGAGCGCCUGGGGGGUCCGCGAGGCAGCCCCCCGGCGUGCGGGCGGCGGACGGUGCUGCGGCUUCGCGGGCCCUGGGGGCGGGCCCUGGGGGCUCAGGCGCUUGCCCCGGGGGCGCGGCACCCUUGCGAGGUUGGCCGCGGCUUUGCAGCCGUCGUCGGAGCUCGUUCGGAAGGCGGUGCCGGCGGGGGCGGGGUGCGGCUGGCCUCCGAGAACAGGUGCUCGGGCCGAGGGGGAGCGCCCCCGGGCCGCCCCGGGAGGGGAGGCGGCCGCGGGUGCCUCUGCAAGGCAUUCCGGCCUCCCGCCCGCCGCCUUCCCCACGUCAGGAUCCUAGGGCAGCAAAUGCCCCCGCAAGUCAGAAGUCCUUCCCGGGAUCCGUGUCCGCCUUACCGGAGGUGUAGCCUUAAACGCGGGUAGCUUGAGAACUGGGAUGCAGCAAAACCAGCAGAAAGCCGAGCACCGUGCUGUGGCUGCAGACGCCCCGAGCUCUGCCCGGGAGCCCGAGCGAGCAGGACGGUGCCGUGCCGGCCUCGAAGUGCCGACGCUCCGGUGUCAGGCUGCUGCGUGCCCAGGGGAGACUUACUCCGGGGGCUGGGAAAGGGAUUUCCCAGAAUCUGAGUCAGAAUCGGACUCUGAGAGGUACACUCCCUAACUCACCUCCCGGGAGACAUUUUUUAAGCUACUGAAUGGAUGGCCCCUGAGUUUCACAGGAAAAGGACGUGUUGCAUAAAGUGAAAAAUGGCUGCUUAACCUGGCCCACUGAAAGAGAACCUCCGUUCCCUCCUGUGCUGGAGGGAAAGGCCAUGAUGCCAGCUUCAAGUCUAGAGAAGAGGGUACUCGCUGUGCCCCAGCAAGGCAGUUACCAGCGAACCAGCUCGGCCACAGCAGGAGGCAUACACAGAAUACCUGAGGAGCGUCCACUACAUCUCCCAGGUGCUGCUAGAAGAAGUGGAGACCACCAAAGAAGCUGGGGAGACUGUGACCCCUGACACCUCAAAGAUGCUGAAGCUGGCUGAGCAGUGUCUGGAGAGGGCCCAGUCGACAGCUGCCAAGCUUGGGAAAGCAUGCCUGAGGCCAGCCCUGCCUGUGGCUGCCCCCAUCCCCUCACCGACCAGCCGACACCGCCGGGUGUACUCAGAUGAGGGAGGGAAGCUCUCUCCAUUUCUGCCGCCUGAGAUCUUCCAGAAGCUUCAGGUCGUAGAGCCACAAAGCUCUAAGAAGGAGCUGACACCCCUGGAGGAGGCCUCCCUGCAGAAUCAGAAGCUGAAAGCUGCCUAUGAGGCCCGGAUGGCCCGUCUGGACCCCAGCCAGGCCAUGCAGAAGACAUCCCUGACCCUGUCCCUGCAGCGGCAGAUGAUGGAGAACCUGGUGAUUGCUAAAGCCCGGGAGGAGACACUGCAGAGGAAGAUGGAGGAACGCCGGCUGCGGCUCCAGGAGGCCGCCAACAGACCUGUCCUUCCUCCCAGGAGGUUCUGCAGCCAGGUUGCCCUGACCCCUGAGGAGCGGGAGCAGCGGGCCCUCUAUGCCGCCAUCCUCGAGUACGAGCAAGACCACGACUGGCCAAAGCACUGGAAGGCCAAGCUCAAGAGGAGCCCGGGGGACCUGUCCCUGGUGACCAGCCUGGUCUCCCACAUGCUCAGUGUUCCAGACCACCCCAUCUCGCAGCUCCUGAAGAAGCUCCAGUGCGCAGUGUACCGGGCGCUGUACCCCAUCGUGAGCAGGGGUGCAGGGGGCUGCUGUUCCCUGCCCCCCGACACCGACGGGCUGCUGCCUCCUGGAAGCCGGCGGCUCCGGCCCUCUCAGAGCCUCUACUGCAUGCCCUCCCCUCCAGAGCCCAGCCUGGCCCCGAGGCCCCCAGACGGCCCCUCCGCCAGCCCCCCCACACCCCCACCCCACCCCGGCAACCCGGACAGAGGGGCGGACGGCAGCCCCACGGCGCCUCCCUCACCCCUGGUGGACACUCCAUCCCACCUGCCGGGCAAGGACAGCUCCUUUGAGGACCUGGAACAGUUCUUGGCCACUCCUGAGAGGAGGGGCUGGGGCCCUGGGGGGCGGCCUGAGGCCCAGCCCCCAAGGGUGUGGAAGGGGCCCUCGCCGGGGCAGCUGGAGGGCACCGUGCAGGACAUCCAUGAGGCCAUCGACAGGCUGCUUUCGCUGACCCUCCUGGCUUUUGAAGGCCUGAACACGGCCGCCUCCAAGGACCGCUGCCUGGCCUGCAUCGAGGAGCCCUUCUUCUCCCCGCUGUGGCCCCUGCUGCUGGCAGUCUACAGGAGCGUUCACCGCGUGCGGGAGGCCGCCGUGAGCAGGAGCAUGGAGCUGUACAGGAACGCGCCCCCAGCGGCCAUCGGUGUCCCCACCAAGCUCCUCCCCCAGGACUCUGAGGCCACGUCAGCCGGCGCCUACCCCUACUGUGCCGCCGCCCAGGAGCUGGGGCUGCUGGUUCUGGAGAGCUGCCCCCAGAAGAAGCUGGAAUGCAUCGUGCGGGCCCUGCGGGUCAUCUGUGCCUGUGCGGAGGACUACUACCGGGCCCGUGAGGCUGCGCCCCAGCCCGGCAUCGCCGCCAUUGGCGCCGACGACCUGCUGCCCAUCCUGUCCUUCGUGGCGCUAAGGAGCGGCCUCCCCCAGCUGGUGUCGGAGUGCGCGGCCCUGGAGGAGUUCAUCCACGAGAGGUACCUGAUCGGAGAGGAGGGCUACUGCCUGACGUCCCUGCAGAGUGCGCUGAGCUACGUGGAGCUGCUGCCCCGGCGGGCCCUGGGCAAGUAGCGGAGGGCGGGCCGGCCCAGGACUGGCCAGGAGGCACCUGCACGGGGCGAGGAAGCCCCCCAACCCUGGACAUGAGUCCCAGUCAGUCAUGAAGCCUGGGGAGGACGCCUUCUCCAGGCCUUGGCCGUGACAUCUCGAGGAUGGGAUUUGAAAGCCCCCCUUUCACGGAGUAGGUGGAGGGUGAAGGUGUGUCUCGAGCUAAGCCUGACCAGGGGCGCUGCUGCAGGCUUGGGGGAGCUGUCUGGGGUUGUCUUCUUGCCCCUGCUGGAGACACUGACCAGACGGCCUUCCUGCUGGUGAUUCUGGGCCAGUCCUUUAGCCCCUCCCAGCCUAUGGCCCGUUGUAAAACGGGCGAAUGAUAGACUCUUCACAUAAAAAAUCCUGCAGGUCAACAAGAAAGAGGCAAGAGCCUGGGUUAGAAAAAUAGCAAAGGCUGCGAACAGGCUGUCAUCAGAGGAGGAGAUUUAAAAACUAAUCAGCAUAAGAAGAGGCGUUUAACUCAUUUUAAAAAUCAAGAAAUGCAAAUUAAAACACUAAGAAGACAGAACUUCCCAUGCACUGAACUGGUGAAGACGAGCAAGCUGGACGAUGCAGAGGGUGGGGCCGCCUGGGAGAGGCGACCCACUGCACGGUGCGCAGCGUGCUGGGCAGUGGGUCCAGGGAGUAGCCAUCAACUGACCCUCCCACCCAGAGGCUCUGCUCCUGGUUGGUUGUUGCCCAGGGUCACAGGAGGACCUACAGGCAGCUGGUGCUGAGGGAGUGCGGUGUCCACCCCCUGCUGCGUAACAAACCAGCCCACUCACUGGCUUAAACACACGACCACCACUGGCUUUGCUCAUAAAACUCCCAUUUCCAAGGGGCGUCUUGUUUCUGUCCCUCCUCCAGCAUCAGCUAGGUCAGCUUCCAAGUUGGAGUGACCCAAGGUCAAGGGGUUGGGGCCAUCUGGAGAUGUGUCUACACAUCUGCCAUCAGCGAGGGCCUCAGGGC